AUGGUGGCUUUCGGCGCCGGAGCGUUUCUCCUGACGCUACGUGUUCUCCUUUCCGCAGCCCCAUCUUCUGCCGUCCCUGUUGCUCAAGCACCAGCUGCCCCAGCACCAGCACCACAGGCUGGUGGUUCUGGUUUCUGGAUGCAGAGUAUCAAGCGUCAAGGCCAGGCUGCUUUCAACCCUAACCCCCAAUCCUACCAAGUCUUCCGUAACGUCAAGGAGCUAGGAGCCAAGGGUGAUGGCGUUACUGACGAUACCGAGAUCAUUAACAAGAUUAUUGCUGACGGCGACCGUUGUGGUGAGGGCUGCGACUCCACAACCACUACCCCAGCUCUCAUCUACUUCCCUGCCGGUACCUACAUUAUCAGCAAGCCCAUCAUUCAAUACUACUACACCCAGUUCAUCGGCGACCCAUUGAACAUGCCUGUCUUGAAGGCCACUGCCGACUUCGAAGGUAUGGGCUUGAUCGAUGCCGACCCCUAUAUCCCAGGUGGCGAUGGAGCCAACUGGUACACCAACCAGAACAACUUCUACCGUCAGGUCCGCAACUUCGUUAUCGACAUCUCUGCUACAAAGGUCGCCGCUGGUAUUCACUGGCAGGUCUCUCAAGCCACCAGUCUGCAAAACAUUGUUUUCGAGAUGGCCAAGGGUGACGCUGGCAAGGACCAGAAGGGCAUCUUCCAGGACAACGGCUCUGGUGGUUUCAUGACUGACCUGACCUUCAAUGGUGGUGCCAUUGGUGCUUUCAUGGGUUCCCAGCAAUUCACCAUCCGCAACAUGACUUUCAAUGAUUGCGGUACCGCCAUCUUCCAAAACUGGAACUGGGUCUUCACCUACAAGAGCAUCUUCAUCAACAACUGCAAGGUCGGUCUCGACAUGGCCAACAGUCCUUCUAACCAGACUGUUGGUUCCGUUCUCCUUCUUGACAGCAAGCUCACCAACACUCCCAUUGGCAUCAACUCCUCUUUCACUGAGAACAGCAUCCCCACCACUGGCGGUACCCUCAUCCUUGACAAUGUCGACUUCAGUGGGUCGGAGAAGGCUAUUGUUGGUGCUGCUGGCAACACUAUCCUUGAAGGUGGCCGCAAGAUCGACGCCUGGGCUCAGGGUAACGCUCUUGCUGCUGGGUCGACCCAGGGCCGUGUUCAAGGCGAUAUCAGCGGUGCACCUGCAAAGCCUAAGAGCCUCCAGGGUGAGAAUGGUUGGUUCGAGCGCAGCAGGCCCCAGUAUGAAAAUGUGGAUGUCUCCAAGUUUGUCAGCCUCAAGUCCAAAGGUGCCAAAGGCGACGGUGCGACUGAUGACACUGCCGCUCUCCAGUCUGCUAUUGAUGGCCUUCAGGAAGGUGAGAUCCUCCAUGUCGACCACGGUACCUACCUCAUCACCAAGACCGUUACCAUCCCUGCCGAGAAGAACGUCAAGAUUGUUGGCGAAGUCUACAGCACCCUCCUCAUCACCGGCAAGUUCUUCUCUGACAUGAACGACCCCAAGCCUGGUUUCAAGAUUGGUGCCAAGAGCGGCGACAAGGGUACUUUUGAGGCUUCUGAUCUCAUCAUCGGUACACAGGGUCCCGCUCCUGGUGGUAUCUUGAUGGAAUGGAACAUCAACGCCGAGAAUGGUGCAGCCGGUCUCUGGGACGUUCACUUCCGUGUCGGUGGCUACGCCGGUACCAAGCUCCAGUCCUCCAACUGCAAGAAAAACCCCGAUGCCGAACAUCAGCCCAACCCAGAGUGCAUUGGUACCUUCAUGCAACUGCACAUCACCAAGAACUCGAACGGCUACUUCGAAAACGUCUGGCUCUGGACUGCCGACCACGAGCUCGAUCAGGACGACCACUCUCAGAUCGACAUCUACAACGGUCGCGGUAUGCUUGUUGAAUCCCAAGGUCCAGUCUGGAUGUACGGAACCGCCUCUGAGCACUCUCAAAUGUCGCAGUACCAGUUCUCCGGUGCAAAGGACAUCUUCUACGGCGCCAUCCAGACCGAGACUCCCUACUACCAGCCAAACCCCACUGCUGCCGUUCCUUUCACCAAGAAUGACAAGUUCUUUGAUCCGGAUAUGAGCCAGGCCAAGGCUGCGUGGGCCGUUCGCGUCACUGACGGUAGCGAGAGCAUCUGGAGCUACGGCGCGGGUACCUACUCGUUCUUCCAAAACUACGCACAGGAUUGUGUUGUUGGCCAGAACUGCCAAGAACACAUGAACGAAGUUGUCAACUCGACCAAUGUCAACUGGUUUGGUCUUUCGACAAAGGCCUCGGUCAACAUGAUCACCUCGGGUGGCAAGGGUCUCGCUAAGGAUGAGGACAAUCGCUCCAACUUCUGCGCUACACUGGCCAUCUUUGCGCAAGCAUAG
This is a messenger RNA of Bipolaris zeicola 26-R-13, 2346 nucleotides long. Its product is annotated as glycoside hydrolase family 55 protein. The coding region runs from base 1 to 2346 and encodes 781 amino acids. The record is from RefSeq and is a predicted model, not a curated record. Lineage: Eukaryota; Fungi; Ascomycota; Dothideomycetes; Pleosporales; Pleosporaceae. Gene Ontology annotation, molecular function: polygalacturonase activity. The transcript has a single exon.